Synchytrium microbalum is the source of this 1317-nucleotide messenger RNA. RefSeq lists its product as uncharacterized. The coding region runs from base 1 to 1317 and encodes 438 amino acids. The record is from RefSeq and is a predicted model, not a curated record. The transcript has 3 exons. Gene Ontology annotation, biological process: cytoplasmic translational termination. NCBI's taxonomy places the organism in Eukaryota, Fungi, Chytridiomycota, Chytridiomycetes, Synchytriales, Synchytriaceae. Gene Ontology annotation, molecular function: sequence-specific mRNA binding; translation release factor activity, codon specific. Gene Ontology annotation, cellular component: translation release factor complex; cytosol.
AUGAGCAGCACGGACGCAUCAAAUGCAGCCGACAAGAAUGUCGAAAUGUGGAAGAUCAAAAAGCUGAUCAAGUCAUUAGAAGCCGCUAGAGGAAACGGAACGAGCAUGAUAUCCCUCAUCAUACCUCCGAAAGAUCAGAUAUCUCGAAUCGCUAAAAUGCUGGCUGACGAAUACGGAACAGCUUCAAACAUCAAAUCCAGAGUCAAUAGAUUAUCUGUCUUGGCCGCAAUCACAUCCACCCAACAGAGACUCAAACUAUACAACAAGGUACCACCGAACGGGCUAGUCAUAUACUGUGGCACCAUAGUCACCGAAGAAGGCAAAGAACGUAAAGUCAACAUUGACUUUGAGCCAUUCAAAGCAAUCAACACAUCCCUAUACCUCUGCGACAACAAAUUCCACACUGAAGCACUAGGAGAGCUAUUAGAGUCCGACUCCAAAUUCGGAUUUAUUGUCAUGGAUGGUAACGGUACCUUGUUUGGUACCCUGACUGGAAACACGAGGGAAGUCAUACACAAGUUCUUGGUCGAUCUACCCAAAAAGCACGGUAGAGGAGGUCAAUCCGCAUUACGUUUUGCUCGUCUACGAGAAGAAAAACGUCACAACUAUGUCCGUAAAGUAGCUGAAUUGGCAGUCCAAUUCUUUGUAACAAACGAUAAAGUCAAUGUCUCGGGUCUGGUACUAGCAGGUUCAGCAGACUUCAAAACCGAACUAUCACAAUCAGACAUGUUUGAUCAACGUAUGCAGGCCAAAAUCAUUAAACUAGUAGAUGUAUCGUAUGGUGGGGAAAACGGAUUUAAUCAGGCUAUAGAAUUAUCCACCGAAGUAUUAGCCAAUGUCAAAUUCAUCCAGGAAAAGAAGCUCAUUCAAAAGUAUUUUGAUGAAAUCUCUCAGGAUACUGGUAAAUACUGCUUUGGUGUAGAAGAUACCUUGGAAGGGCUUAAACAGGGUGCCGUCGAAAUACUGAUUGUGUGGGAAAACUUGGAUAUAUCUAGGCAUAUCUUGAAAAAUCCACUGACUGGUGAAGAGGUUAUUAAACAUUUGACAAAGGAACAAGAAAAGGAUCGUAGUCACUUUUCUGGUGAAGGACCGGAUGGAGCCAAGUUUGAUUAUGAGCAAAUUGAAAAGCUGUCACUAUUAGAAUGGCUUGCCGAUAAUUACAAAAAGUUUGGUGCAGAAUUGGAAUUCGUGACAAACAGGUCACCUGAAGGCUCCCAGUUUGUAAAAGGAUUUGGUGGAAUGGGGGGUCUGUUACGAUACAAGGUCGACCUCUCAACCCAGGAAUGGGAUUCUGAUGAGGAAUACCUCAGUGAUUAA